Molecule: messenger RNA, 842 nt
Organism: Capsella rubella
Lineage: Eukaryota; Viridiplantae; Streptophyta; Magnoliopsida; Brassicales; Brassicaceae
Product: splicing regulatory glutamine/lysine-rich protein 1
Exons: 4
Coding region: 40-528 (162 amino acids)
Source: RefSeq, a predicted model, not a curated record
UGGUCGCUAAAGUGAGUCGGAACAAAAAAAAAAAAAAUCAUGGGAAGCGAACGGAGCCCCAAGGAGAAGAAGAGAAGCAGAGGUCGGAGCCAAGAUGAUCCUUCGUCUUCCGAUUACGAAGAGAAAGUUGUUAAAAGGCAUCGAGGAACGGAGAAAGACGAUGAAAGGACAAGUAGGAGAAGUGACAAGAAGAAGAAGGAGAAGAAAUCUCACAAGCACCACAAAUCGAGUUCAUCAAAGUCAAAGGAUGAUAAGCAUAAAAAGAAACAGGUGGAAGGUGACAACAAGCUAAAAGAGGGGAUUCCAGAGCUAUCAAUCGAGGACUACUUCUCGAAGAACAAUGAGUUCGCUACGUGGCUGAAAGAAGAAAAGCGUACUUACUUUAAUGAUCUCACUACCGAAGCUGCACGAGAAUUGUUCUCACGUUUUGUCAAGAGAUGGAACAGAGGGAAACUCGAGUCUCGAUACUAUGAGGGAAUCUCCACUGCCCCACGAACAGCUCAUAACUGGAUGAUCAAGCGUAGGUGAAGAAACAAUAACUUCCUCUAGUGUGCGUUGUUGGUUACCUCUCUUCUUGCUUCUUAUGUAUACGCAGCUUAAAGGCACCAGAGAUGCCUCGUUCUGGUUGCUCUACUUAGACCUCUUGUUGCAGUACUUGUUAGAUAGAUUGCUGUUGAGAGACUUGUUUGUAGUCGAGCCAGUUUUCAGUCGAAGUAAAAACAUACCAUUAAAGUUGCUGAAGGACUAUCUCAUUAAUCCUUAUGUAAACCAAAAACGGCUUAGGUUUACUGCUUUUAGUUGUCCUCUUAUUCGGCUAUUGCACUUUUCAAGAUUUUGAUUUA